Molecule: messenger RNA, 180 nt
Organism: Paraglomus brasilianum
Lineage: Eukaryota; Fungi; Glomeromycota; Glomeromycetes; Paraglomerales; Paraglomeraceae
Source: the annotation of a GenBank genome assembly
AUGUCAACUGAUAAUAACGGCAAUUCUGUGGAUGUGAAAGUACCUGGUUUGCCAAAAAUACAACGUACGAAGAUUAAGCACAUUCUCAGCCUUGACUCUAAUGCUAAUGAUGAUCUAGAACCAACGAUGAAUGAAGAUGAGCAGUCGAGUAUAAGCGGUAAUGAAAAGACUAUCAAUUAA